GGCACGGGCGACAGCCGGGGCCGGAGCGGACGGGCAGCCUCCGCCGCGGGGCUCCAUGGAGAAAGCGGCGGGCGAAGGCGGCGGCAGCAACAGCAGCAGCCGCAGCAGCAGCCGCCCCACGUCGGCGGGCUCGUCCCCCUCGUCCUCUCCCGGCUCGGCGGCGGCCAGCCCGGGGGGCGCGCAGGCGCCCGGCGGCGGCAGGCGGCGGGAGUCGGUGCUGGAAGGGACGCUCAGCAAAUACACCAACCUCCUGCAGGGCUGGCAGAGCAGGUACUUUGUGCUUGACUUUGAGACGGGGAUUCUGCAGUAUUUUAUGAAUGAACAAACUAAAAACCAGAGCCCAAAGCCACGAGGAGCCUUGUCUUUAGCUGGAGCUAUAAUAUCUCCCAGUGAUGAAGUGCCACACAUGUUGGUGGUCUACUCUGCAAAUGGAGAGAUGUACAAAUUAAGAGCUGCUGAUGCAAAGGAGAAGCAGUACUGGAUAACUCAGCUUCGAUCCUGUGCCAAAUACCACAAGGAAAAUGAUUCUAAGAGCAUCUCAUCCUCACGAAGUAGAAGCUCAUCUCUGCUGCCGCCUGGGACAACUAAUUCUGCAUCUCCCAGUGGCCAGAAAUACAUGAAUACAAGUGGGCCAACUGUUGUCACCAUCACACAUCACAAAUCACCUGCAGCUGCUCGAAGAGCGAAGAGCCAGCGAUCUGGUCAACUCCAUGAAGUCCGAGAGAUCAUGAGCCAAGCUGAAGGACAACAGAAGAAUCUUGUACAAGCCAUUGAAUCUCUCCCAAAUUCUGGACCUCUUACUGCCUUGGAUCAGGACUUGCUACUUUUAAAAGCUACCUCUGCUGCCACCCUGAGCUGCCUUGGAGAAUGCCUGAGUCUACUGCAGCAAAGCAUGCAUCAAGUGGGCCAACAGCAUAACAGGACACUGUCAUCAGAUGGUAUCCUGGGAUGGCCUGGGCCCAAGUCACACUCCACAGAGGAACUGAAAAAUGGUGCCCUCAGCUCCUUAUCAUCUGCUAGUGCCAACAUUACGUGGGCAAGUACCAUAGUACCAUCUGCAGCCCAGGAUGCACAGGCACUACAGCCAAACACUGAGCAUUCAGCUUCUGAGUUGAUCCUAGUUGAAGAUGAAAUGACAGAUACUGAAGAUAAUGAAGAGGAGGAUUUAGGAGUCAUGGAUGAUCAACGCAGUGUAAUUCUCCAUCUCAUCUCUCAGCUCAAACUUGGCAUGGACCUUACCAGGGUAGUGCUUCCAACAUUUAUUUUGGAGAAAAGAUCCCUGCUGGAGAUGUAUGCAAAUUUCAUGGCCCAUCCAGACCUAUUUUUGUCAAUUGCAGCUGGAGCCACUCCCGAGGAAAGAAUUAUCUGCUUUGUGGAGUAUUAUCUAACAGCUUUUCACGAAGGCCGAAAGGGAGCAGUUGCCAAGAAGCCCUAUAACCCCAUAAUUGGUGAAACCUUUCACUGCUCGUGGGACGUGCCUAAAGAUAAAGUGAAAGCAUUCAGAACUAAUGGUGCCUCCACGCUUUCUAAGGACUCAGCCAAGGAGCUGGGCCAGGACCAGUCCACGUGCUACAAGCUGAGGUUUGUAGCCGAGCAAGUGUCUCAUCAUCCGCCAGUAUCUUGCUUUUACUGUGAGUGCAAAGAGAAGAAAAUGUGUGUGAACGCUCACGUAUGGACCAAAAGCAAGUUCAUGGGCAUGUCAAUAGGUGUUUCUAUGGUAGGUGAAGGUGUUCUUCACCUGCUGGAACAUGAAGAGGAGUAUGUCUUCACCCUGCCCAGUGCCUACGCUCGCUCAAUCCUUACCAUCCCAUGGGUGGAGCUUGGAGGGAAAGUCAACAUCAACUGUGCCAGAACAGGCUAUUCUGCCACGGUCACCUUCCACACCAAGCCCUUCUAUGGAGGGAAGGUCCACAGGGUUACAGCUGAAGUGAAGCACAAUCCAACGAACACCAUUGUGUGCAAGGCACAGGGAGAGUGGAAUGGCACCCUGGAAUUCACUUACAGCAACGGAGACACCAAAGUGAUUGACACCACCAAACUGCCUGUUAUCAGGAAAAAGAUCAGGCCCACAGCAAACCAAGGGCCACUGGAAUCAAGGCGCCUGUGGCAGCAGGUCACCAACUCUCUGAAGGAGGGGAACAUCGAUGCCGCCACGGAGCACAAGCACCGCCUGGAAGAGAGACAGCGAGCAGAGGAGCGGCAGCGAGCGGCGCUCACAACUCCCUGGAAACCCAAAUACUUUGCCAAAGAGGGUGACGGUUGGCUGUACGUGAAUCCUCUCUGGAAGACCCACUGACAGGAGAGAGCAGUUGCCUCGUAACUUUACCUGAAAGGCAUUAAAAUGAUACAGUAUGUAACUU
Molecule: messenger RNA, 2360 nt
Organism: Onychostruthus taczanowskii (white-rumped snowfinch)
Lineage: Eukaryota; Metazoa; Chordata; Aves; Passeriformes; Passeridae
Gene: OSBPL10
Product: oxysterol binding protein like 10
Cellular component (GO): membrane; cytosol; intracellular membrane-bounded organelle
Molecular function (GO): cholesterol binding
Source: RefSeq, a predicted model, not a curated record